AUGGCACCCAAGGCCGAGAAGAAGCCCGCCGCCGAGAAGAAGCCGGCCGCCGAGAAGGCCCCGGCGGAGAAAAAGCCCAAGGCCGGGAAGAAACUUCCCAAGGAGGGCGGCGCCGCCGGCGACAAGAAGAAGAAGAGGUCGAAGAAGAGCGUUGAAACUUACAAGAUCUACAUCUUCAAGGUUCUGAAGCAGGUCCACCCGGACAUCGGGAUCUCGAGCAAGGCCAUGGGCAUCAUGAACAGCUUCAUCAACGACAUCUUUGAGAAGCUCGCCCAGGAGGCGUCCCGUCUCGCGAGGUACAACAAGAAGCCGACCAUCACCUCUCGCGAGAUCCAGACAGCUGUGAGGCUGGUCCUUCCCGGGGAGUUGGCCAAGCACGCCGUCUCUGAGGGAACCAAGGCCGUCACAAAGUUCACCAGCUCUUGA
This is a messenger RNA of Striga hermonthica, 426 nucleotides long. Lineage: Eukaryota; Viridiplantae; Streptophyta; Magnoliopsida; Lamiales; Orobanchaceae. The record is from the annotation of a GenBank genome assembly.